This is a messenger RNA of Penicillium maclennaniae, 1056 nucleotides long. RefSeq lists its product as uncharacterized. The record is from RefSeq and is a predicted model, not a curated record. Bases 1 to 1056 code for a protein of 351 amino acids. The transcript has a single exon. NCBI's taxonomy places the organism in Eukaryota, Fungi, Ascomycota, Eurotiomycetes, Eurotiales, Aspergillaceae.
AUGAGCCGGACAAUCGACUUAGGUCAAUGCCUCCUCUAUGCGAGCGAUUCACUUCUACAGCUUCAAUUCUCCGCGGUUGCGCAUUUCAUCCAUCCAAGCAACAGAGAAUCCAUUGAACUACCCAUUGAUGCUUUCCAAUGGCUCGAUCAAGCUUCAAUCUGGAUUACCGAAGCUCCAGAGCUAGAAAUCCGGCUCUCUCUUAGCGUGCAUACAUGGUUGAAGCUUGCAAGUUCUCCGCUCCUCUGCAGCUUGUCAGACAUGCUCUGUAACUCUAAGGUACCGCAUACAUAUGUAUAUGGACGUCUUUCACUUACGCUCAUGCCACCUCAGAUUUGGUCCGAUCUAGGGUUUGCCAUCGUGCUCAAGGGGUAUGGCGAUGAUCAGAUCACGUUUGGUCUUUGUCGCAUUCCUACAACUUCCAAUCUCACAAAAGGACGGGCCUUGCCCAGUGUGCUCCGCAACCCUCCUGAUGCCCAUGUUCCACCCGGUGUGCCGACUAUCUCCUUGGCUGCGAUCAAUAUAUACGCGGAGUACCAAUAUCCACAAGGGGAACAAAAUACUCACAAACCGAUGCAUUUUCACAUUGGACACAUGAGCCAACCUCAAUGGCUCUUCUCUUCUGCAGAAUGCUACUACCCGACGCACCUAAAAAACUCUGAAAUGGUCGCCUUUUCAUCGUCUCCUCACAAGCCUGGAACAUUCUCUUUCAGGGACAGCACUCUCCUUCCAGAUCUUGGGAUGGGGUUGCCGUCAUUGCAGCACAACUCAACUGACAACUCAUUCGGAGCCAUGCUACGACUCAUUGACUUUGGUCUUCGCAAAUUGAUCGUUUCGUCCGGAGCAAGAGAUCGCCAAAUCAGGGUCAAUGAUAACGAUUCCCUUCUGAGCUUAUCUGACCUGGCUCCUGCAAUUUUCAACCCGAGAUAUCGCGAGGUGAGCUUGAACCUCUAUCACAUGGGUGAUUCCUUCAUCUCAUCUCCAUAUGCAGGCAGUAUAUCAAAGAGCAGCAUCGAUCCCUAUCAUCUCCAAGUCUGUGGCAUCUAUGCUUGCAAGUAG